AGAGCGCAGCGGCUGACGGGCUGGGUCGCCUUCGCAGCUGCCUGACCGGCUCUGUCUCUCGCGCCCGCCCGCUCGCUCGCUGAGCCCUCGCCCCCUCCCCACCCGCAGACAUGUCCGAGACUAAGAGCGGCCCCGAGUACGCCUCCUUUUUCGCGGUCAUGGGCGCCUCGGCCGCCAUGGUCUUCAGCGCCCUGGGUGCUGCCUACGGGACGGCCAAGAGUGGCACGGGCAUCGCGGCCAUGUCUGUCAUGCGGCCAGAGCUGAUCAUGAAGUCCAUCAUCCCAGUGGUCAUGGCUGGCAUCAUAGCUAUCUACGGCCUGGUGGUGGCGGUCCUCAUCGCCAACUCCCUGAAUGAUGGCAUCACUCUUUACAGGAGCUUCCUCCAACUGGGCGCGGGCCUGAGCGUGGGCCUGAGCGGGCUGGCAGCUGGCUUUGCCAUCGGCAUUGUGGGGGACGCCGGAGUGCGGGGCACUGCCCAGCAGCCUCGGCUAUUUGUGGGCAUGAUCCUCAUCCUCAUCUUCGCUGAGGUCCUUGGCCUCUAUGGUCUCAUCGUGGCCCUCAUCCUUUCCACAAAGUAGCUCUUCUCUGAGCCCACCAGCCACAGAAUAUGAUGUAAAGACCACCCCCUCCUCAUUCCAGAACGAACAGCCUGACACACACGCACGGGGCAGCUGCCCCCCAGUAGUUGGUCUUGUAAAUGCGCAGUGUCCUAGUGCCCAUCGUCCGUUGCCCCUGGCCUUGCCCCUGCCCGCUCCGUGCCGUGGACAUCUGGGCCCACUCAUCACCCACCCAGGCCCCCGACCAGUGAGGAUGCAGGCCCCUGGCCGCCCCCACCCACCUGCUCUAGAGUGUUCUGUGUAUAAGAAUGAAUUAGAGUUGUCAUUUUCUUCA
Molecule: messenger RNA, 891 nt
Organism: Diceros bicornis minor
Lineage: Eukaryota; Metazoa; Chordata; Mammalia; Perissodactyla; Rhinocerotidae
Gene: ATP6V0C
Product: ATPase H+ transporting V0 subunit c
Exons: 3
Coding region: 111-578 (155 amino acids)
Biological process (GO): proton transmembrane transport
Cellular component (GO): proton-transporting V-type ATPase, V0 domain
Molecular function (GO): proton-transporting ATPase activity, rotational mechanism
Source: RefSeq, a predicted model, not a curated record